CGUGUCCAGAGUGCGAUAUCUAAACGCUCAUUUACAACGCUGUCCAUCGUCCCCGGCACCACGUGCGGACGCGUUAAUUGGCUUCGUUGAUUGAUUACGAGGAGGAGGGAGGAGGAGAGAGGAGGGGGCAACGCGUGACAGCACCAUGGCUGAGGGUGCCGCUGCCGUUGAUGAACCAAAAGAUGGAUGGCACAGCGACUGCGUGCUGGAGCCGCUGAAUCUUCCGGAGAGUCCGGCGGGCGCGGCGCGGGAGGAUGGAGAGGCUGGCGGGGCCGGGGCGUCCGUGCCGUGCGCCCUGUGCGACCACACCGAGACGGACGGCCCCGGCGUCUUGCGACACAUGCUGCUGCACCACGACCUGGUGGUGGCCGACGUGAAGCUCGUGGCCGACCUCCCACGAUACCUUCUAUACUGGAAAAAGAGAUUUAAAGAAAAACCAAUUAGUGAGUUUUGCAGCGUCAUAAGAACAAACACCCAAGCGGCUCCAGGCGACCAAGAAGAUUUCCACUUGCUCUGUGACGCCCUUCCUGAAGACCGUCAGCUCAGAGAAACACUGCAACAGAAACGACUGACCGAGGUGCUGGAACAGCAGCAGAGAGAACGCACGGACUGCACCGUUUCCCGAGAUUGCCUCUUCUGUAACGAGCACUUUUCUGGCAACAGGUCGCUGCUGCUUAACCACAUGGCGCGGGAACACGCUUUCAGCAUUGGCCUGCCCGACAACCUGGUGUACUGCUCCGAAUUUCUAGACCUCCUGCAGAGCAAAUUAGACAGUCUGUGCUGCCUUUACUGCGGAAAAACCUUUCGAGACAAGAACACAUUGAAGGAUCACAUGCGCAAGAAGCAGCACCGAAGGAUAAAUGGAAAAAACACAGAGUUCGACCGCUUCUAUGUCAUAAACUACCUGGAAUUUGGAAAGAAAUGGGAGGAGGUUCUUUCUGAGGACGCGACGAGAGAUGACGCGACUGACGAGGCGAAUGACGACGAUGACUGGUCCGACUGGAAGGAACACCCAGUGUGCGCCGUUUGCCUGUUCUGUGACCACAUGACCGAUACCACGGACAGCCUCCAUCAACACAUGCAGGAGCACCAUGGGUUCGACCUUCCCACGGUGAGAACCUCGCUGGGCCUGCGCUUCUACCAGCAGGUGAAGCUCGUCAACUUCAUCCGGAGGCAGGUGCACAUGCUGCGCUGCUACGGCUGCGGGCAACGCUGCUCCUCGCGGGAGCAACUCCUGGAGCACAUGGCGGACGUGGGUCACAUGGCCACGCUGCCCGAUCGCGGCGAGUGGGACCAGCCCCAGUACUACUUCCCGACGUACGAGAACGACACCUUGCUGUGCGGGCUGCCGGACAGUGAGGACGACGACGACGACGGCGAUGAGAGGGGAGGUCCGGGCGACGUGCCAGUCAUCGCUGAGGACAGGCCGAGCCCUGGAAGCGUGCGCAAGUGCAGCGUGCUCAACCAGCUCCUACGCAGUGCCGGCACUGCCGACGACUACUCGUAACCAGGGCUUCAUUUCAACCAGGGGGGGCUGUCUGGUUCACUAAAUAUUCAACCCAGAAAUUAUUUCCACAAACCUGGCAACACCGUAUCCAAUGUACGUACCCUUUCGCUCGAGCUGAUCAUCGCGUGCAAACCUGCCAGCCACUCCGAAAAUACUUGGUGACAAAUUAAGCCCAGCUUGUGACACACCAGCCAAUUCCCCCCGAAUCAUAGCAAGUGAACCGCAGUAGCAAAAAGUGCAAUUGCAUAACUGUGGCAGGCGACCAUCAAGCAAAGUGUUUAUUUCUGGUAAACCUGAACUAGAAACGAGCGAUUUUUGAAACUAUUUUGUUGAUGUAAGUGGAAGAUGAGCAAUUUGGCUCUAAUAGUGCACUUCAGCUGAAAUGAUGCGAGGCAAAUUUCAGUGUCUGUAAUUCUGACAAUAAACAUGUGGCCUUGCAGUGGCAACUGAAGCUCUAACUUCACACUGUCUUA
Messenger RNA from Lethenteron reissneri (Far Eastern brook lamprey), 1980 nucleotides. RefSeq names its product zinc finger protein 277 (gene ZNF277). NCBI's taxonomy places the organism in Eukaryota, Metazoa, Chordata, Hyperoartia, Petromyzontiformes, Petromyzontidae. The record is from RefSeq and is a predicted model, not a curated record.